This is a messenger RNA of Panicum hallii, 1638 nucleotides long. RefSeq names its product probable WRKY transcription factor 27. Gene Ontology annotation, cellular component: nucleus. NCBI's taxonomy places the organism in Eukaryota, Viridiplantae, Streptophyta, Magnoliopsida, Poales, Poaceae. Gene Ontology annotation, molecular function: transcription cis-regulatory region binding; DNA-binding transcription factor activity. The record is from RefSeq and is a predicted model, not a curated record. The transcript is spliced from 5 exons. Gene Ontology annotation, biological process: regulation of DNA-templated transcription. The coding region runs from base 1 to 1419 and encodes 472 amino acids.
AUGGACCAACCAUGCCCUGCCAGAUGCCUCGCCAUCGUAGGAUCAACAAAGACUAGACUGACAUUCAUCCAGAAGGAAGCUGACAAUGAAAGGGAGAAGAAUGAGAACGAGUUCCUGAAACGGCGGCCGGGGCUGCGGGCGGGCGGGCACGCCGUACCGCGUUGUAUCCACCCGGCCGGCGCGUCCAAGUACACGUACGCGUACAUAUGCGCGCGCGCGGGGCCGGGCCCGGCUGCUGCUAGAGUGCCAGUGCCAAAAGUCAACCCCAUCCCCUCCUCCUCCUCCCCAGACGAGCACCACGCCGCACGCGUCCCCCCACGGCCCGUCAAAGGCUGGGAAGGCCGGUCGCCGUUGUUCAUGCGCGCCGUGCUGCUGCUCGUCAUGGCGGAGCACUUCAACGACUGGGACCUGCAGGCCGUCGUCAGGAGCUGCGGCAGCGUCGCCCAUCCGGACCAACCGGCGGAGCCUGGACGUCCUCGCGGCGCCGCCGCGGCCCUGAGAGCGGAAGCUGCAGCGGAGGCGGAGGGGGCGCCAGCAGAGCCCGCGGCGCCGCCCGCGCGUGCGGCGCAGGGACACGAGCGGGCGCCGCCCCCGCCAGCGGCCAAGGGCGCGGCGCUGCUGUACGACCUGGAGUACCUGGACUUGGACCGCAAGCCGUUCCUGCUGCCGGUGACGCCGCCGCCGCUGGGGGCGCGCGCGGCGGGGGACGACGCACGCGAGCGCGAGGUGAUGAUCUCCUUCCCCACGGCGGCGGCGGCCUCGACGUCCGGGGCGCAGCAGAGGGCGGUGCCGCUGGGCCGGAAGGCCGGCGCGCGCACGCCGCGGCCUAAACGGAGCAAGAAGAGCCAGCUGAAGAAGGUGGUGCGCGAGAUGCCGGUGGCCGACGGCGGCGCGUCGUCGUCGGACCCGUGGGCGUGGCGCAAGUAUGGCCAGAAGCCCAUCAAGGGCUCGCCUUAUCCCCGGGGUUACUACAAGUGCAGCAGCAUGAAGGGGUGCAUGGCGCGGAAGCUGGUGGAGCGCAGCCCGGCCAAGCCCGGGGUGCUCAUCGUCACGUACAUGGCCGAGCACUGCCACCCCGUGCCCACGCAGCUCAACGCGCUCGCCGGCACCACGCGCCACAAGUCGUCGUCGUCGUCCGGUGCGGCCUCCUCGUCGCCCAAGAGCCACGACCACGAGCAGCAGGGACCCCCUUCUGUCGGCGCCGCCGCCGAGGACGCGGCGAGGUGCGACGUCGACAGCAACGGCAAGUCGGCGCUGGAGUUUGGCGGCGAGGAGAUGGCGGCCGUCGACGACGAGAACGAGCUGUGGCCCGCGGGGAUGGACCUGGACGAGCUCUUGGCGCCCGUGGACGACGACUUCGACUUUGAGCAUGCCAUCGACGACGGGGAUGGCGUGCUGGGACGUCGGCUCUCGCUCUAGCAGGAGCUGGGCCGUCAGAUCAGAACCAUCAACUGCAGCAGAGAAAGAUCCUGACUCCAAGAGAAGCGACGUAUAGGCGUCUUUCGUGUGUGUGUGUGUUUCUGACAGACAGGAUCCCCAAAACUAGAAGCUGUUUGUAUCUGCUUACUUGCGUAAACUCCGAGAAGUCGGUGCGCAUUGAUUUUUGCACCCCUGUAAUGUAAUUUAGGUGCUACCUCA